AAUCAUUGAGUACUUUUUUCAAGGUCGUAUGGAAGUCUGAUAUUUACAUUGUGUUUUCAUUAUUAUAUUACUCAUUCCAUUAUUACUCAUUCCAUAAUAUACCUAUCUAUUUAUCUGUGUUAUCUAGCUAGUCUGAUUUGUGAUAACUAUACCAGACCAGUCAUUAAUUUGGUAGUUACCAUUAGAAAUUAAUCAAGGAAAGUCCAGGACAGUGUUUUAAUUCCCCUUGAAAAGUUAAAUUUUUACUCAUCUAAAAUGGCUAAAAUGGCUUUCCAACACCAGGCAGGAACAGCAAUGGAAUGUUUGAGUAUACCAAUUACUCUGCAUAAAGAAGUGGAAGGCGAAAAUAUGCGAUGUGGUUUCAAAAUUGGUGGUGGUAUUGACCAGGACUGGUACAAAAGCCCUCAGGGCUACACGGAUAAUGGAAUAUAUGUCACAGAAGUGCACGAUGAUAGUCCGGCUUCAAGAUCUGGACUUCGAGUCCAUGACAAAAUCCUUCAGUGUAAUGGAUAUGACUUCACAAUGGUGACUCAUAAGAAAGCAGUGAGCUAUAUAAAGAAACAUCCAGUGUUGAAUCUUCUUGUGGCUCGUAAAGGAGUUACAUCCACUUAGAGUCGAAAUAGAAAGAAAGGCUAAUAUUAUUUCUGUGACAUUUAAUUUCAAAUCUUCAUUUUAGGUAGAAUUUGAAUAUUUAGAAAACUAUAUUCAAAUGGAAGCUAUUAAUUGAUGAAAAUGAAUAUAAAGUGAUUAUGUUCUUAGAAUUCAAACAUGCUUUUGAAACAAUUUAUAUCAACAUCAUUUUUAUAACAUUGAGUUUAUUAAUUUUUUGAUGACACAGUUAUAACAGUAAGUGAUGGAAACCUUGAACUGUACAGUUGAAGAAAUAAAGCUUUUGGACACUCAAAA
Molecule: messenger RNA, 906 nt
Organism: Leptinotarsa decemlineata (Colorado potato beetle)
Lineage: Eukaryota; Metazoa; Arthropoda; Insecta; Coleoptera; Chrysomelidae
Product: tax1-binding protein 3 homolog
Biological process (GO): neurotransmitter receptor transport, endosome to postsynaptic membrane; cell-cell adhesion; embryo development
Cellular component (GO): adherens junction; postsynaptic membrane; postsynaptic density
Molecular function (GO): protein kinase binding
Source: RefSeq, a predicted model, not a curated record